AUGAGGUCAUUCGGUCCUUUGAUCGGCUUUUUGGCCUUACAAGCAGGCUGUGUUAUCGCAGAUAGCUAUACAUUGCAUCAUCGGAUAGGCUCGGGCGAUUGGGUUAAACGUGGAAUUAUUCGAACGGCAGAAUCAGGUGCACUUUAUGAAGACCUAUCGGGAAAUACAGAGCCAUGGAAAGCAUUACCGGAGUAUGAAUCUACAUCUAGAUCACUGUAUCAGCUCGCUUUAACAUCAGAAGGCACAAACACAGUUGAUGAUUUAGCGCCUAUCACCUUCGCUAGAACAUGUCACUUGGCUUCAAACAGUGAUGAAAGCUUCACAGUACAUACUGACAGGGAUGGUAAAGAAGUUUUGAGCUUGGGCUACGAAUUGGCUGGAUUAGAUAUCUCACAAUUAGAUGUCGACGGAUGUCCUAUCCUAUCAGCUGCGACUGUGCCAACGGCAAAGCAAGUGAUUAUCAAUAUGAAUAAGCCACAAGAGCCACUUACAGUCUUACCUCCUGCUGCUCCUCCAACAAAACCAGAUGGCUCUCCAUUAGCACCCGGGGAAGAACCACCGAAAGAACAAAGUUUCGUGCGAAAAUAUUGGUAUUACAUCUUACCUGUCGUUUUGAUGAUGCUAAUCCCAACGGAGAUCGCUGAUGCGAAUAAUGACGAAGCAGAAAACGGUGAUGGAUUUAGCGGUGGCUCGGGUUCUGGAGCUCGUCUAAAGUCAACCAGAGCAGGUGGUCCAGCUCCCGUUGGUGCAGCAGCAGGCGGCGCAAGAAGGCGGUAG
Messenger RNA from Meira miltonrushii, 777 nucleotides. RefSeq lists its product as uncharacterized. The transcript is spliced from 2 exons. The coding region runs from base 1 to 777 and encodes 258 amino acids. NCBI's taxonomy places the organism in Eukaryota, Fungi, Basidiomycota, Exobasidiomycetes, Exobasidiales, Brachybasidiaceae. The record is from RefSeq and is a predicted model, not a curated record.